This is a messenger RNA of Fraxinus pennsylvanica, 453 nucleotides long. Lineage: Eukaryota; Viridiplantae; Streptophyta; Magnoliopsida; Lamiales; Oleaceae. The record is from the annotation of a GenBank genome assembly.
AUGACAAAACAACGUGACGAUACCAAGACCUGCAUCCAUUUGGCUAAUGAAACAUUUGAAAGUAAGAAGCCCUUCUCUUUCAGUUCCCUCUUUCAGAAUUUACUGUUUUUAAUACUAUUUGCACAACUUUCUAGCUUUAUAAUUCCAUGCCAAGCUACAUGCAGAAAAGUUGACCGUGACUCCCUUUUAGCCUUCUCCUUUGGUGUCUCCAGUUCAAAUCCUUUGAAUUGGUCUUCCUCCAUUGACUGUUGCAGGUGGGAAGGUGUCAGUUGUGAUGACAAUGAUCGGGUUAUCCAUCUGUUGCUCCCAUCAAGGGCACUUGUUGGAAGCGUAUCUGCUUCUAUUGCAAACCUCAGCCGUCUCUCUCAACUCAAUCUCUCGCAAAAUAGGCUAUCAGGUCCUAUUCCAGACGGAUUUUUUAUGGCCUUCAAACGCCUGGAGGUCGUUGAUUAG